CCGCUCAGCCGGCAUCGAGUGCGCGUCGGUUCAGCGUCCAAACUUUUCCCGUCGUGUCGUCGUCGUCGCCGUCGUCGUCGUCGAUUUUUCACAUCCCUUGCGAUUGGUCAGUGAAACGUUCCUUUCGAUUUCCGAUCUCACCGGAAAGGUGAAUUUCAUUUCACAUAGACAGAAUUUUUUAUCUAUACAUUAUUGGCCGCGAACUAAAAGAGAAGAGGCGACGAACAAUUCUUCGUUUCCCCCGUGGUUGGGCAAAACUCAUGGAGGAUUGAGGUGUAUUUGUUGAGUGCGUAGUUCGGGGAUAGUGGAUCGAACGAUUGGACACAUAUACGUACAUAUAUAUAUAUAUAUAUACAUAUAUACAGACACAUACAGAUACAUAUAUAUAUAUAUAUAUUUGGUGUUGAUAUCGAGGAUUAAUAAUAUCAAUUCCUCCCCUCCCUUCUCCCCUUUGGAUGGUUGUUGCGCCACGACGAAUGUGUAUAUCGUGAAGUUUAAAUAUGCACCUACCGGAAGGUCCACUAGGAAUGGACAUGAAUGCUAUGCAUGAGACUCUACAGGCGUGUCACGGUGAUUUGGUUAGAACCGGAAGUCCUGCUAUCCUGUGCAGCGCCUUGCCAUCCCACUGGAGGUCGAACAAAUCGUUGCCGGUAGCGUUCAAGGUCGUUGCCCUGGACGACGUCAGCGACGGGACUCUGGUCACCAUUAGAGCUGGAAACGACGAGAAUUGUUGCGGGGAGUUGAGAAAUUGUACAGCCGUUAUGAAGAACCAAGUGGCCAAGUUCAACGAUCUCAGAUUCGUCGGGCGAAGCGGGAGAGGGAAAUCGUUCUCACUGACCAUCCAAAUCAGCACGGUACCCUUCCAAGUCGCCACCUACACAAAGGCGAUCAAAGUGACCGUUGACGGGCCGAGAGAGCCACGAUCCAAAUCUAAUUAUCAGUAUGGACAUGGAUUCCCUGGACUCGGAUUGCUGAAUCCUUGGGUGGACGUGGCGUAUCUAGGACACGCGUGGCACUUGCCCCAUCCUGCCUUCGUCAAAGGAACCAUUCCGAUGCCAUCCACGGAUCUAUUUCCACCGACGUUCCCGCCAUCUGUUCUGCCAUCGUACCCGUUCGACCACGUGAAAUACCCGGCCGAGUAUGCCACCACGCUACCGCCGAAGUCGAGCAGCAGCUCGAGCGCACAGGCGACGAUCCCAACCAGCCCGUCCAGAACACCGCCAAAGAGCCCGAGCGAGUCGGGGAGCGAGUCGGCAGCCGAGGAGGUUCGAAGCGCUUUCGUGCCCAUCAGAUUGAACACCCUGCCGCCGACCACGUCCGUCGUCACAGCCUCCUCCGCCUCGUCCCCGGAGCGGCUGCCCACCAGGAAGGGAGUGGUGGAGGGUUCGAGGAACGAGCUCAAGGCGCCGACAGCCCUCAUCUCCCGCUCCCUGUCGCCCAAGAGGAGCCCCUCUCCCACCAAGAUCUCCUCGCCACCGCCCGCGAAACCGGUGUGGAGACCCUACUAGGGCGAGUCGAGGACCAGGUGAAACGAGGGCGUACAAUCCCCGUUGAAAGGCUAGUGAUUAUUUGGACGCAUCGUCGGGGAAUGUACUUUCCUUUCUCUUCCUUUUCCUCCGAGGAAAGAAGCGCGAGAAAUCCUUCUUCUCUAUUUCCGUUUCCUUCUUCCUUUUCUUCCGACUUCUCCACCCCACUUUUCGCGAGUCUUGUCAGAUCCCUUUGAUUCUUCACGCUCCGGAGUGUGCGAUGCAACGACGAAGAUACAAAAAAGAUGUAAAGAUCUAAAAUCUACACCUACAGUGAUGUCUUCGGUUUUACGAGGAUGUUGAUGAGGUAGCUUGGACGCAACGUGGAUGAGGAAACAUGACGCUGAUACGUUUGAACUUGAUCGAUGCCGAUUUCUGAUCUUCCGGACAUUCGACUAAGUGAUUUUCAUCGAGUUGAAAAUUCGAUCGCUAGUCGAUUCCUUUACAUAUGUACAUAAAAUUUGUAUAUAACUUGUAGAUAGUUAGAUAACGACGAUUGUAGAGAGAUAAAAGGGGGUAUCAUUGUACAGAUUUUUGUUUUUUCUCUCUCUUCUCGAGACGAGGAAUGGAAGAAAAUAUGAAUGUAGUAUGAAGUAUGGAAGUAUGCGUGCGAGAAAUUCUGAUGGUUAAAAAAGACAGAGAUGUUAAUAUUAUUUAUAAACCAGAGAUCUAAUUUAAUGUAUACAGAUGGUAUAUAUAGAGAUACGGCGCAAAAUAAAAAUUCAAAUCAUUGCGUAAA
Molecule: messenger RNA, 2265 nt
Organism: Apis cerana (Asiatic honeybee)
Lineage: Eukaryota; Metazoa; Arthropoda; Insecta; Hymenoptera; Apidae
Product: segmentation protein runt
Biological process (GO): regulation of DNA-templated transcription
Cellular component (GO): nucleus
Molecular function (GO): DNA-binding transcription factor activity, RNA polymerase II-specific; RNA polymerase II cis-regulatory region sequence-specific DNA binding; ATP binding
Source: RefSeq, a predicted model, not a curated record